Messenger RNA from Salvelinus fontinalis (brook trout), 8048 nucleotides. It is a transcript of the gene fhad1, whose product is annotated as forkhead-associated (FHA) phosphopeptide binding domain 1. Lineage: Eukaryota; Metazoa; Chordata; Actinopteri; Salmoniformes; Salmonidae. Gene Ontology annotation, molecular function: protein binding. The transcript has 28 exons. Bases 503 to 4360 code for a protein of 1285 amino acids. The record is from RefSeq and is a predicted model, not a curated record.
UUAAAUACACCAAGGGCGGAGUCUAGUAUAGUUUCCAUGGCGCUGAUAUACAAUCCGAAGUCAAGCUGAUUUCCAUAUACAAACCUAUAGGCUACAAUGUUUUUUUCUCUCUGCUGUUGAAUGAAUUGGAUACAUUUCGGACUGUCUGCCUCGUUUUAAGGAAAGUAAAAAUAUUGUCCCAAAAAUAAUAUAUUUUCUGAAGUUGAAUAGAACUGUUUUGGGUGGACUCCAUUUAAACCUUUACACUUUAUUGUAAAAACGCCUCAAAAACGUGUUUGUCUCUUUAAUGUAUGAGAGAAUAAUGUAUAUUGUAACAUGUUAAUGUACCAUUAAUUCGAAUGAUAUCUUAAAACGAAGUCAAGUUAAGCAGUCGUCGUACUUAUCAAGCAUAGUGUGCCACUGCCAAGUUGAAGUUGCUGACACGUCUCAUGUCAAUUUUUUGGUGAGCAAUUACGUGCAUAUGUGGUAAGAUUAUUAAUUUGGUAAUGCUUUACAGGUGGAUAUGAGGGGUUACCUGAAAACAACGGGGUGGGUAUUUAAACUCCAGGCCGAAACCACUACAGUAGGAACACAUAGGGAUUGCGAUUUAUGUUUACAGAAUGGAGGAGUUGAGGAGCAUCACGCCCUGAUCGAAUGGAGCAAAUCAGAGUCAUGCUUUGUGCUGAGUGACCUGAACUCUGCCCAUGGUACAUAUGUCAACGACUGUCGUAUCCACAAUGCAGCCGUGCAUCUAACCCCAGGCGAUGAACUGCACUUUGGCUAUGGAGGCUCCACCUACCAGCUAGCUGUGGAAAGCCCAUCUAUGCUCCCCUGCCCUCCCAAGAGCAUCUGGACAGCCAGUCAGAACUCCCUGCAGCUGAUAAAGGAGCCCCCCAUUGCCCAGUCUCCCUCCUCCCCCUCCUCCCAGCUCCCUCUCCUACCUGGCAAUACUUCGGCCCCUGUUGCGUGGGUAUGGGGGCGAUCAUCUGUCACCCCUCAUCCCCCUAGCCGGGCUCGACCAGCCAGUGCUGGGACCAAACGGACUGGGCAGAGCAUCCCCUCUGAACAACAAGGGACAACCUCACGCAGACCAGGAAGUUGGACUGGACACACAGGAAGCGGGCCCCCUCAGAGAACCGGAGCAGUGGCAUCUGAAAGUUCUCAGACCAUGCAGCACCUCUUACAGGAGAAGGAGGAGAGGCUGCUGCGGCUAGGAGACGAGAUCAGCAGGCUGGCUGUGUUUGAGAGUGAGUCCCAGAGGAAGGACAGGGUGAUUGCAGGGCUGAGGGACGAGAUGUCAGCUCUGAGACACCAGCUGACCCAGAGCCAGCAGACCGACCAGGAGAUCAAACACAGGCUGCUCAAUCUGGAGAGGGACAUCAAUGACAAGAGAGAGCAGAUUGAAAGGAUGAAGGAGCAGAUGGUAGAGCUGCAGAGGGGCUCCAGUGAGGUGUUUAGGCAUUCUGUCACCGAGCGAGACCUAAAGAUCUACAACCUAAGAGGUCAGAUGGAGAGACUGAAGAGAGAAAACAGCACUGCCUCAGGUCUGGUAAGAAGCUUACAGAGAGACCUGAGUUCGAGGGAGAAGCAGGCUCUGAAACUGGUGUCUGAGGUGGACAGACUCCGGCAGGACAUCCGACACAAGGACAUCCAACUGGGGGCUACUGCCACCAAGUUCUCCAAAAUGAGCAAGAAGCACCAGGAGGAGUUACUCAACCAUGAAAAUGAGGUGAUGACACUGAAGAAGAGCGUUGAGAGGCUGGAGGUUACUUUGAGGGAUAAGCAGAGGCUCCUGGAGCACCAAACAACAGAGAGGGACUUGCUAAAAAACAGACUGGAGAAGAAGAUUGGGGAGCAAGCUUCUGUGUUCGCGGAGUCUGAGGCUGAGAGGCACACACAACAAAAGAAGAGCAAAGCUGAGCUGGAUCUGGUGCAGGCACAGAUUGAGCACCUUCGUAACCAGCUGCUGAUGAUGUUACCCACUGAACCCUCUGACUCCACUUCCCAUGAUGCCUUGUCAGACCAGCAGGUAUUAGAGCAGGUGGCAGAGCUGCUAGGAGAGAGAGAGAGCCUGAAGAGUAAAAUAGAGGAGCUGGAAGGACAACUGAAGGAGCUCAUGACUGAACAGGAGGGGGCAGCAGAGGACACAGAGAGACUGAAGAGUAGGCUGGAGACCUGUCAGGAGGCAUGCUUGGCAAAUGCACUGGAGAAGGCCAUGACCUCACUACAGGAGGAGAGUGUGUCUCCAGCUCUGGCCUGGGUCAAGGCUUCAGUCCUCUCCAUAAUGGCUACCCAGCUCCCACUGCUUCAGAGUGCCACCCAGGCACUACUGGAAGCUGGGAUAGAUUCUUCACAUCCCACUGAAGGAGUCCUGAGUGGCAUCAGAACCCUGGUCAAUGAGCAUCAGGGAUACAAAGUGGAGCUUCAGCGUUUGAAGAUAGACCUGGAGGAGCUCCAGGAGAGAGAAGCAAAGUCCAGAGAGCUGCAGGAGCUUCUGAGCAUUAACAGAGAGGAGCUGGUGCAGCAGAGACAGCAGAUGACUGUGGCACAGCAUGAAGAAGAGACCAGGAAGAAGGAGUUGGAGGAGCUAAAGGGGGAGUUGGAGGCACUCAGACAAGCCCAGACUAAACUGCAGCAGGAGGCACAGACCCAGGAGGCCGAGUGGUGCACCAGGCUGGAGGAGGCGGGCAGGAGGGAGGAGGAGUGGCAGGAUAAGAUGAAGGAGAUCUUGGAGGAGGAGAAGGAGCGCUACAGGGUCUGGGAGGCCGAGUACAGGGAGCAGGUGCGGCAGCACGCACACACCAUCGUGGCCCUGGAGCAGCGCUGGGUCCAGAGCAGACAGAGAACCCAGGAGGUGGAGGAGGAGAGGAAAGCGCUGAUUGGACAGCUGAGAGAGUUGGAGGGGAAUCUGGAGAGUAGUAGGCCUGUGAUGAGUACCAGUCCCCUGGAGACACAUACUAAACAAGCCUCAGAGGUAGCAGCCCUGGAGGGUAAUAUCACUUCACUCAGGGCAGACUUGGCCCAGUCUCAGCUGGAAACAUGUAGUCAGGGUGACCUCAUCGUGGCUUUGAGUCGUGACCUGGCUGCAGCCAAUGCCAGGAUAACAGACAUGACAGGGGAGCUCAGUGAGCAGCAGAAACUACAGUUGGAGCAGCUUAAAGCUCUGGUUGUGGAUCAGAGGGUCCAACUGAGCAUUCUCACUCAGAAGCUAAUGCUGAUGUCACAACUCGUGGAGCAGAAAGGGGAGGAGCUUGAGAAAGUGAGGGAUGAAUUGAGGCUUUGUCAGGUGGACCUGGAGAAGAGUCUCAGGGCAGAGAGAGAGAUGAAGGAACAGACGACAAACCCAGAGCAGACCCAGCCUGUCCACUACUCUGUUGUCACCUGCAUACCACCACACACAAAGGAAAUGGCCACUGUCACUGCUCCUGGGGAGUAUGCCAAGCAGGGGUCAAAGUCCAGAGGUUAUCGACACAAGGAGGUGAUUCAGCAUCAGAGGGAGGCUCUGUCAGAGAUGAGGGCCAGGAUCGGAGCCUUGGAGCAAACAUGGCCCCUGAAGCACUUCACCCAGCAGGGGGCACCUAAGAAACAAGCAGGGAGUAAGGCGAGCAAACUCAGCACACCGAGGUCUGCAGUGAGUGGCUGGCCACUCCCUGGAGCAUUCGGGGAGGAGACCCUGGAGCGCACAGCCAGACUGGACCUAUCAGACGCCCUGGACCUCAGCGAGAGGACAUACCUGGAUCUGGCACGGGCGCUGUGCGAUGCUCUGGAGUUGAGCGAGGGCCAGCUACAGGGGUGUGUGUCCCUGCAGCACCUGCCCCAGGAGGAGAGGGCCAGUCUGGCUUCUUUGCGUCAUGCAGACCUGGAGCUGCUCCGGAGCUGCAUGGCCCGACAGCACAGCCAGGCCCAGCGAAGUGAAACUCUACUGCAGCAGCAGCAUAGAGAAAUGACUACUCUCAGGGAGAGCCAGGCGGCGGGCCAGCAACUCCAGUCCAGGCUGGAUAUGCUGAGGACCGAGCUGGAGACGGAGAGCCAAGAGAGCUCCCUGCUUCGCGAGGCCUUGCUCCACACCCAGAGUCGUCUGGAACAUGAGAUAGACGUAAACACCAGGGCCGUAAAGAGCCGUAAGGCAGUGAGUGUGGAGAAAGUCCAGAGGAGGAGUGGGAAGACAGCCUCUCACAGCUGUGUCCGUACUGAGGCCGGCGACAAGGCGACAGUGAAGACAUCCAACCUGCUGGAGAGGCUGAAGAAGAGGGAGUACGAGGUGGAGACCCUGAAGAGGCAGCUGGGGAAGAAGGAGUUUGGCAAGAUGGCCUCCAAGCUGGAGCUGGCCAUUGUACAGCAGCAGCCUCAACAGGCCCCACCACUGACAGAGCCCUCCUAAUGUACUGUAAUCCUGCCCCGCUACACUGGAGUGACUGGACACCAGGGGCAAGGAGACUGGCUCAAGGGUCCUUUUGACUUGAACAGCGGAGGACACUCAUUACGACGAGACUAGCGAACACUGCUAGUGUGCGUCACACCAUAGAAUUAGAAAUACAGCACAGCAGGUCUACUAGAACUCACCUUCCCAUUCAAGUCAGCGUCAGUCUAUUUCAUUGCAUCACGCGUACUGUACCGCUGCUUCUGGCCAUGAGGAAGUUUCUGCUGGUAGCUGUAUAUUACCACACAUCAGAGCCAUCUGUUCUAUAUACUGUAUAGCUCUGCACCACAUCGUAAUGAGUGAAUGCCCCUAUAGAGAUGAUGGAAUAGUCAAUGCAUGAGCAUGUGGGUGCUAAUGAUGUGUGUUUCAAAGGCAGCUUUUCUCAGCUUCCCUCUGAGCUUUGAAUGUAAAAAGUCUGUCGGGCAAUAUCUGCCACAGCUAUAUUAGUUUAGCCGGAACACUUCACCGCUCUUGUUCAUCCAUUCACCACGGAAAAUGAGGCAGUCUUUAUGCACGACAAUACAAAUGCGUUCUUCCACAGACUUUUCUGCCGAUACAGUAUAAUAUUUUGGUUGACACGCCAUUGCGAUAUCUCAGCAGUAAAGAAAAUGGCCAAGGCGCCCAUUUGAGCGGCUAUUUCUGGCGUGUGAGUGCUACACUAACAACAGGAAUAUGCCCCUGAACCGCAGAUAUAAUGAAAAAAGGAGUCUGUUAUUCCUCCUAUCUGCAGUAGACCUCCUCCCCCACUCCCGCCCUCCUCGCUAUGCCUCGAGGUUGUUGUGGUCCGUUAUCGCAGUGGGCAGAGAGAAAAGCUGAUUCAUUUAUUCAUCAUCAGAGCCUUUUCUUCCUCACAGCAGCACACACCGUCACAAACACAGUCACGUGAGCAUAGGAUGAGAGAGAGUGGUUUGUGUGUAUAGGUGUGUAUGUGUAUGUGGGAAGGUGUGAAAGGGUCAAGCGUGAGCGAGCAUGUGCAUCAGUGUGUUGUUUUGAGUGCGUGUUUGUGACGUGUGGCAGUGUUCAUGACGUGUCUGAGUGAGUAGGCCUAUGUGUGAGUCUGUCUCUGUUUGUGCAUGUGCAAAAUCUAUUAUUCAGGAUAUUAAUCCUCCAUUGUUCUACAUAAAGCAGAUGCCACAGAUAAUAGAGCCAGUACAUGGUUUGGUUUCUCUCUCUAUUUGUUUGACUCAAUUCCCAUAAGGCAAGGUUCCCAAACUGGCAGCCUGCCAAGUGAUUUUAUUUGGCCCCCCAAGUUUUCUCUUAUAUUUUUUUUUAUUGUUAGACAUUAAAGACUGUAAAAACACCAGCAAAUCAGCUCGAAGUGAUUUUAAUUUUGGAAAUCUGUUCCAAAGUAAUCUCACGCAUAAUGGAAAAAUAUAUGUUAUCGUAUACAAAUAUAGGUUUGAAAUGAUUAUGCUUUUGUGAAAUAUGAUAUCUGUUUGGGUUUCUUGCGAUCAAUUUGCAGUGUACAAAUGAUUUCUAAUUAUGUUCUGGGUCCCUGACCGUCUGCUCAAGAAAAAAUUGUCCCACGGCUGAAUCUAGUUGAUGAUCCCUGUCGUAAGAGAUAAUAAGGGCUACUCCUAAAAAAGCUUCUUGUCUUCCUCACUCACUGACCCAGAUUUGGUAUUUUAGUGCAUACAAGCAGAUGGUACAAUUUUGUGAUGGUACAAUGUUUCUUUGUUGCCUCCAGGCAAAAGGCUGCAUCAGUCCGUCAUCAUUGCUCCUCUCUGAUGUUUGCCAUGGUCUACCUACCUCUAUGGCCAUGUGCAUCAGUAUAACUUCACCCCAAUACUACUUGUUUCGGUGUCUUUCAGACAUGUUUGUCACUCUAUGCACUUUUGGUUUUAUUGUCUGGACCAUCACUGAUUUAUCUCCAGACGUCAUUAUAGUUUGUCUGCUUUCAUUAAUCAGGAUCAAUUAUGUCUGUUUUUAACAUGAGUAUGUCACUCACUGGCAUUGGUAUGCCUUUGAUUUCAGCUGGCAGUCCACAGUGCUGUGUUGAGUUGUUGCUAAUUAUAUGUGUUGACCUCAACAAUUACUGCUCCUCCUCAGUCUGAGUGGACACAACCAGCUAAUUGGCACUGUGCAGAUUCCAGUGUGUUCCUUAAAGGCCCACUCUGGGAUAUUUCCUGCUGUUCAGUGGUAACGUCAAUUCAUGAUCUUGUUCUUGAGGAAUAUAACUUACAUUCGUAGCUGCGCCUAUGAAGUUGGCAGUGGUUCCAUUCAUCCAGCUCCCAUUCCUCAGCUUAAGUCACAAUGCUACUGUUUGGGCUGAAUCUAAACACCAGAUUUUGGCUUUCAUCUUUUUAUAAUCAGCAGAGUGCCCCUGGUUUGCACCAUUGCCUUCGCGAACAGCUAGCUCAGCCACAGUCUCAGUGGCUUCCAUUAGCAUUGCUGAGUCAAGCUUGACCUCUCCUCACUGCUCAUUUACUUAAAGACUAUUCUGUUUUGUUUUAUUAUAAUGUAGGCUAUCUUUGUUGAGAUUCAUUCACACAGAGUUUGUAAAAGCAUUGAGGUUCAGUUGAACUACAUCUGACAGUAUAAAUAAGUAUAAAGUAUACAUAUGACAGUAUACCUGUCUGGGGCGAUGGCUAGAAAUAUUACUGUGUUUGUGACUGGUCAAGAGACAUCCUAAAUGCUUUACUGUAUAUGUAUCACAAUACAAAAACACUUGGGAACCACCUACUGUAUCUUUCCAGACUGCUGCGUACUAUAGGUACAUAUCCUUAUUCCUAUUUUCAAGGGCAGUCUGCAUUGCUGAGUGUGUUAGAAGUCAGGUGGUAUGUUAGGAGAAGCGGUACACAAAUAUUUUAUAGAAAAUAUCAUUUUUAAAACGCUUUGAACAGCAUAGUGUCCACAUUGUCUUAUUUAAUGUUGGUAUAAGGGUUUCAUUACAUGAUAUUUGAUCCGAUUCACCUAAUCACCCAAAAGUGUCUGUACUUUCUCCUAAUAUGAAUGAAUUAGGAUACGAUUAGCAAUAUAUUUUUUCUUCUUCAUUGAAUUAGGAUAUUAUUAUCUAUUCAAUUAUGACAUACGCUCUUAGAAUUAGUGGUGACUCAAGGAACCCCUGGAGUUCCUCAAGAAACCAUUGCUUGUCAAAGGUUCAUAUUGGCACCUUUGGUUUGUUGAGGGGUUCUUGGAGGAACCUUUCAUGUUUAAAUGUAGCAGAGAGUUCCUGGAUGAACCCUGGACUGGAACCGUGGCUAAGUAGAGGUGUGGCUUUCAGAUAGAUCUUUUUAGGCCACCGGUGGGAGUAAGGCCACCCAUGUCACUUCUGUUCAUGUGUCCUGUUGUAUUGUCAUCAAAUGUUAAGGUUGAACACUGACAGAUUUGUAGCUUCAAUUGGGUUUACAGAGGUGUAUGAGUUCCUCAAGAUCCUAUGCAAAUCCCAAAGUUGGAAUAGUUACCACUUUAUAAAUAUUCAAGGGAAAUACAAAUUUGCAGUGUACAAACUUGACAUGAUGAACAGGAAUGACAUUUCCAUACAUUUUGGUGGCCAAAAAUAACUACUUGAAAGCUUCAAAUAAGCCAUGCCUCCAAUCUGAUAAGCAGCCACUUCAACAAUAUAUUAUUACACUGAACAAAAAUAUACAUGCAACAUGUAAAGUGUUGGUCCCAUGUUUCAUGAGCUGAAAUAAAAUGUAUUUGUUUA